UGGUAACUUCAAAGCGAUUCAUUGGCACCGUAUAUAUAAACUCGCGCGUGCAGAGAAGCUGGCGUCUUGACCCUUGAGUUUGAGCUUCCACCCAGCAUAAGCCAAGUUCCGACUGCAUAAAAAGAAAAACCGGCCGUUGAGGCAAAGCGGUGGGGGCUUCUCUGAUCGAUAUUAUCGACAUGGGAUACGGCGGCGCCGUCGGACACUCCUCCUCCUUCGCCGAUUUCCUCCGACAGUGCGGCGGCUGUGCCGUCAUAGACGGCGGCCUUGCCACGGAGCUGGAACGGCGCGGCGCCAAUCUCAAUGACCCUCUCUGGAGCGCUAAGUGCCUACUGAAUUCUCCUCACCUCGUCACAGCCGUACAUCUAGACUACCUUGACGCUGGAGCAAAUAUUAUUAUAACAGCAUCUUAUCAGGCCACAAUUCAGGGUUUUGAGGCUAAAGGAUUUUCCAGAGAGGAAGGGGAAGCUCUGCUGAAGAGAAGUGUAGAACUAGCAUGUGAAGCAAGAGAUAUUUAUAAUGCAAGGACUCCCAACCAACGUCCAGUCUUGGUAGCAGCUUCUGUGGGCAGCUAUGGGGCUUAUCUCGCUGAUGGCUCCGAGUAUAGUGGGGACUAUGGUGACACAGUUACUCUCAAAUCUUUGAAGGAUUUUCACAGAAGACGGGUUCAGAUUCUUGCCGAAUCUGGGGCUGACCUAAUUGCAUUCGAAACAAUUCCAAACAAGCUAGAAGCCAAGGCGUAUGCCGAGCUUCUUGAGGACGAAGAUGUAAAGAUCCCUGCAUGGUUUUCUUUCACCUCUAAAGAUGGCACCAAUGUGGUCAGUGGUGACUCUUUGCUCGAGUGUGUAUCGAUUGCAGAUUCAUGUAAGCAAGUUGUUGCCGUUGGAAUCAACUGUACCCCUCCCAGGUUUAUUCACGGACUGAUUCAAUCGAUUCAGAAGGUAACAACUAAACCAAUACUUGUGUAUCCAAACAGUGGGGAGACUUAUGAUCCUGCUACAAAGGAGUGGGUGCAAUCAGCUGGAGUUGCAGAUGUAGAUUUUGUAUCAUAUGUAGGCAAAUGGAGGGAGCUUGGAGCUUCUCUCAUCGGUGGCUGCUGCAGAACUACCCCAAAUACUAUUAGAGCCAUAUCUUGUGCCCUCGGUUAACACCCUUAAGAGAGAGCUCUUGAAGUGAUUUAUUCUCUCUGUUGAUUUGCAUGCAAUGCUAUUAUGCAUGUUUUACAGUGAUCACUGGGUAUUGCAAGUGUUGACGGAGCAACAAUGUUAUGUAACUAAUUGUUGAAAUAAAAACAUGUGGAACUGGAGUGUGCUAGACUACUGUGAGCACCCAUAUUUUAUUGGCAAGCUUUCUUCUAACUAGACCUUAAAUUUGAUUUUGGAAGAAGGGAAAACGAGGUAGUAUUUGUCCCAA
Messenger RNA from Malania oleifera, 1413 nucleotides. RefSeq names its product homocysteine S-methyltransferase 2-like. The record is from RefSeq and is a predicted model, not a curated record. Bases 180 to 1148 code for a protein of 322 amino acids. The transcript is spliced from 7 exons. Gene Ontology annotation, molecular function: zinc ion binding; S-adenosylmethionine-homocysteine S-methyltransferase activity. Lineage: Eukaryota; Viridiplantae; Streptophyta; Magnoliopsida; Santalales; Ximeniaceae. Gene Ontology annotation, biological process: S-methylmethionine cycle.